Messenger RNA from Trichophyton benhamiae CBS 112371, 2745 nucleotides. RefSeq names its product cell wall proline rich protein, putative. The coding region runs from base 1 to 2745 and encodes 914 amino acids. Lineage: Eukaryota; Fungi; Ascomycota; Eurotiomycetes; Onygenales; Arthrodermataceae. The record is from RefSeq and is a predicted model, not a curated record. The transcript has a single exon.
AUGAAUCCCCCUUCUUCGCCUCUCCCGAACCCGCCUUUCUCCUUCCCGGCUCAAGCGCCUUCUUCGACAGACACCAGCAGAGUUCCUAGCGGAAUACCCAGCAACAACAUGUCGAGCAGCUCGCGGCGCGGCAGACGGCAACCGCCUGCUUCUCUCCCUUCGUUCUCUUUCCCCCAGGCACCACCUGAGCCUGUCUCUUCUACAUCACCAACUACGGCAGCAGCAGCAGCAGGUAGUGCUCCUACAACAAAAUCAAUACCUACUGCUCCAGCUUCGCCUGUGCUGGUGGAGCCCGCUCACCUCAAUGCAAAGGGACACCGCCGUCAACCAAGUGAAUUCCUUGGUGAUGCUUCAUCCCAGGUAGUCAUCAGUAGUUCCAAGGCUACAGCUUCAACACUCCCACAUCCAGGUCCCGGACUUACCACUGGUCCCGGUAGAGGUGCCCGGAGACACGCCCACAGGAGGUCCCAGGCCAUCUCGAGCGUGGACCUGACUGCCGUAGCCAAGGCAUUUCCGCCAGUACCGGUCUCUGGAAGUGUCCCAACUUCGCCCAUCUUACCCUUUGCCAAUGACAAGAACUCAAAGCUUUCCUCGCGGUCGUUUCCAGAAAUGCACACUGCUCAGACCUCCCCGCAGCGGGCCGAACAGCAGCAGCAACAGCAAAAACUGCAAGUAUCUCCAACAAGACGUCCCUACAAGGAGGAGUCGAUAACUACUGCUCCCACUACUACUGCUUCAGAAGUAGCUCCAGUCUCUUGCCGUCCCCUUUCGACAAUAUCCUCUGAGAGUAGCGUGUCUACCGUGCGUCCCAACCAGAUCUUCUCAGACCGCUCCGGCUCUGGACAAAGAAGUGGCGCCAGUUCUCCCCUUCAUAACAGCAAUGAAGCUACAGCCAGACCAAAGACCGCGGGUGCCCAGUUGGCCAUGAAAUGGAAGCCCUUCGGCCCUUCAAGUGAUAACAAUGAACACACCAAACGGCCACUCUCAGCCUCCGCUUCAAUGGCCCUGAACUUCAGUCUAGGAAACGUCGGCAGAAGCCAGGACGCUGACAGGACUGCCUCCAACUCUUCGUCUUCUACUACUAACGCGCAAGCUGCUGCACCCUCAGACCAGGAUAUGGAAGACGCCGAGACCUCCACCUUGACUCAACGAACAGCGCACGAGCGCAAGCCGUCCAAGAAAGAAAAGAAAAAGCGCUCCUGGGCCGGCAUCCUCAUCCGCAAGGGGAAGAAACGCUCCUCAAAGAAGUCCCGCAAAUCCCCGACGCCUCCACCCAUGCUUACACGGACCAACUCUGAGCUCGGAUCCAUGUACAGCGUUGACUUUGACCAUGAUAACACUAUUGUCAUCCGCACUCCCACGGCCCAGAACGCUCCAAGAAGCCACCCCCAAUCCGGCGAACCGGCUACUUCCACGGACAACAGCUUGGAAAAAGCUUGGAAACCAAAGAGCUUCUACGAGCAGCAGAGUAACCCUGACAUCUUCAGCCCCGUAAUCGAUCUAGACGCCGCUCUAGGCCCAUUCAAUACCCCCGAAAUGGGGGCCGAGCGGAACAUUACCAGUGGUUUCAUGAUCGCCUCCAAGAGGAUGUACAGUGGUGGCCGUCGAGGUGAAUUCGUGGGCCCAGAGAUGCGGUACCACAGACGUGCGGAGAGUGCGCCGGAGAUGCCUCCCUUUGACCGCAGUUUCCUAGGUGCCUCUAGGUUUGGACUGUCGACUGCAAUGGAAAACCCGGACGUGUUUGACGAAGAAGAGGAAGACGCAUUUUUGGCCCAGAAUGACGACCAGGCUAAUCAGAAGAACGCCGAAUCGUCAGAGGCCGACGAUGACGCAGCUGAGAACGGCUCAUCCUCCUCCAGUGAAGAAGAAGAAGAAGACGAAGAGGAUAGUGAUGUUGAGGAAGCUGGCCUGGGUAUCCAGGUAGUCGACUCCAGCAACUUGCCCGACCUCUAUCCAGCUUCCGUCGAGAGCCGUCCCAGCACUGCCCAGGUUAUCACCCCUCGUACCCCUUACGCCCAUGCAAUUGAUUUUGAGUCUCAGUCCCAACGGAGCAACAGUAACAGCACUACCUACCACCACCCGGGAAGUAUCGGUAUCGUGGGCUCUGAUUCUGGCCAGGCUUCUCCUCGCAACUUUGACGAAAAGCGUCCCUCUACCUCCCCCGAAUUCAUCUACAACAUCUCUAAUGCUACGAACCUCACCCCCAUCCCUGCAAUAAUACCACCAGUGCCUAUGAUCCCACAGGCCUUUCCUUCCCCCGCUCCCUCAAGCACCUCCUUUGACGUACCUCGCCUAAACACCGCUUCAUCCUCCAUGACAGACCGUCAUCACAGCUCCGGAUCCGUUUACUCAGGCGAGCCGGGCUCAGACUACCUCCAAAACUCCUCCGAGGAUGUCCCGUCCCUAACCAGCUCUGCGUCGACAAUGACCGGAAACAUUCCCAGACUACCCAGCGCAAUCUACGGACGCAUCCCAGGUGACCGAGCUGCCUCGUUCUCUCACGUCCUACAACUCAACAGCGCCGCCAACAGCGCCAGCAGCAAUGGUCACAGUAACAACAACCGGCCCAGUUCAUCGAAACGUGCCAGUCUAGUUAGCUUCUCGCGUCUGGUUGGCGCCAACUCUGAGCGCAGCAAGCUAAGCCACGAGGAGAAAGCACCCAUGGACGAGUCUGAAAAGCGCAAGAAAAAGGGUCUCCGAAUCACCCGUCUAAUGCAGUUCUGGAAAGUCAAGGACAAACGAUAA